Messenger RNA from Hymenoscyphus albidus, 6770 nucleotides. The record is from the annotation of a GenBank genome assembly. NCBI's taxonomy places the organism in Eukaryota, Fungi, Ascomycota, Leotiomycetes, Helotiales, Helotiaceae.
AUGUCAGCUACUUUCGACUUCAUCAUUGUCGGCGGUAGGCACCUCCCAAAUAUUUGUGACUUGAUGAGCCACUCGUUGAUGAAUACCAGCGGGUGCUUCAGGGUGUGUGGUCGCUUCUAGAAUCGCAGACACCGGAUCCCAGCCAUCGGUUCUCCUCAUCGAAGCCGGAGGCUCAAACAAGAAUGUUGCGCAGUUAUCUGGAGAGGAACGAUUCGAAGUCGCGUUCAGCCCAAAUUCACCUCUCAACUGGAAUUAUAAGACAGUUCCACAAAACCAUUUGACAGGCCAAGAGAUUGAUUAUUCAAGAAGGAAGGGAUUGGGAGGGAGCACCGCCAUCAAUUUUUGCGGUUGGGCGGUCGGCCCACGAGAUGAUUAUGAUGAGUGGGCAAGAAUUGUGAAAGAUGAUGCUUUCAAAUGGUACAACGCAAAGCGGUGUUUAAGGAAAAUUGAAAACUUUCAUCCCGAGAUUCCAAUUCCUGAAUUGAGGGAAUACAUAGAUCCAAAUAUUGGAGGUACGGAGAGUCACUUGACUGCUAUCUGACCCUGAACAAACAAUACUAAUCAUCCUUAGAUCAUAGCGCCUCUGGAAUGAUUGAUCUCACAUACGGAGAUUCGUGGAUACCAGAUGUAGGGGACAUCUUCAAAGCCAUAGAAGAGUCAGGAUUGCGUACGAACAAGGAUAUUAAUUCUGGUGAUCCAAUUGGUAUGGGAAUGUCGAAUGUGUGCAUCCACAAAGGCGAGAGAAUCACCUCAGCAAGUUCAUACUUGAGGAACAAACCCUCGAACCUUAAAAUUCUCACAGAUAGUGGUGUUACUCGCAUAAUCUUUGAGAGCAAAAGAGCGAUCGGUGUCCAAACGAUCGAUGGGAAGACUAUUUUGGCAAGAAAAGAAGUAAUCGUCAGCGGAGGGCCCUGAAUACGCCACAGAUCUUGAUGCUUUCUGGCGUUGGCCUGUGAGGGUUGAAACCCAUGAUGGAGGCUCGGGCCACGCCCUCGCUAAGCACUGACCAAAGUCCCCGCUCAGCACUGGCCAUUCCCCCACUGCCAAGCAAGUCUCUGCUGUUCCAUACUUUUCUGUUCUAUUCUUUUGACAUCAUGUAUUCGUUAGGCAGCUUCCUGGAAUAUUCCAGAGACUCUUCCUCUCUCUAUAUAUAGAGGAAGAGCUUGCAUGUAUGUAGUCUUCACGCACUUCUUAAUUGAAUAUUCGAAACCACACCUUUGAGCUAUUCGAGGUCUGGCCUCUCACAUGGCCCAACAGAAGAAUUGGAGAAACAUGGGAUCCCAAGUGUGCAUGAGCUACCAAUGCUGGGUAAGACGCUCCAGGACCAUUGCUUCUCGUCUGUAGGAAUUGUCAUGAAGGCCAAGAGCCGCGACCAGAUUCAACCUCACUUGCAGAACCCAACUCCAAUGGGAUGGUUCAAGCUCCCGAGCGUUCAAGCAUCGAAUGAAUAUAGAGCACUUCCUCUGCCGAAAAGGCAGUUCCUUCAAGCCUCCACGGUUCCAUUAAUUGAGAUCGCCAAGGUAUGUUUCAAUCGCAUUCGUGCUGGACAAGAAUGUUUGCUAAAAGAUUACCGAAGCACAUCCCACCUUCACUGGUUUCGUACGAGAUGUCACCAGAUACCCGCUUUCUUGGUGCAAUGUGUCUCCUGAUGAAUCCCCAGAGCCUUGGAACCGUCGUACUUCAGUCUGCAGACCCGAGUAUCGCGCCCAAGAUCGACCCGCAGUUCCUCACACAUGGUUAUGACCGUCGGGUGAUGAUUGAGGGGGUUCGAGAGGCCAUGCGAGUUCUUUCUGCGCCUGUAUAUGCGGUUGACACGAUCGACAAAGUCGGCCCCACGGACGAUUCAGAUGAGGAGAUAUGGGUAGGCUGAGUCCUGGAUGCUCUUUCGCCGCAGCGAGUUGUACUGAUUCGCAAUGACAGAAACAUAUCCGAGGUAACCUAUUUAGCUCGUGGCAUAUGUCUUAUACAGCUCGGAUGGGGACCCCGAUCGACUCAGCCUGCGUCGACUCGUCCUUUCGCAUAUUUGGGUUGCAGAGCUGUAGGGCGAUUGACUUGAGCGUCUGUCCAUUCGUGCCCAAGUGCCCCUCGCCUAUGUAAAGAGUUCUCUUCGUCUCGCAAUACAUUUCUGACUGCAAAGUAGCAACCAUACGCAAUCGACGGCAUAUGUCAUUGCAGAGAUGGCGGCGGAGAAGUUGAUCGCAGAAUAUGGUUUGCAGUCGCGGAAAGAAGGAUCGAUGAAGCUGGUGACGAAGCUCUGAGCAGAACGACAUGUAAUAUUCAUAUAUACAUGUCCAUGAAACAACUCUGCAGAAGAGUAUAUAUACAAGUAUAUAGAGCUUUGAAAAUGUACAUAUCGUGAAAGAAAGACACUUCGGUCUUCUAUGGUUGGGACCGUUGGGGAUGUCGACGAUGUCUUGGUGAAAGCGAUCGGCGGUACCGAGGUCAAUAGUCAGUGCGCGUUCCUACUGCGCCAUCGCUUAUUAAGCGUACUCGUACUUGCAAGCUCUUUCGGAGUUACCUGAAGAGUCCAAAUAUCGGACUUAACCACCAACGCGUUACGCUUAUCUCCCGAGUCCCGUCCUCAUCCUCUCAAUGCCUCUCUCGCCUCUCCUCGCUUGAUCCCCCCCGACCAGGUUCUCCAUCCAUCCAACCACCUGCAGAUUCUCCACGCCCAGUUGGAAAUAUCUCCAUAUCCACUCUUGUGCAUUCUGGUAUUGUUUGGCUGGACCGAGUCUACCGAGUCUACCGAGUCUUCCUCCGUCUUCCGUAACAUGCCUGUGGUGCUGUGCAAUAAUGCAGUGCGCCUGGACAUGGUAAUCCAUACAGUACACCGUAUAUAUUCAUAUCAUCCCCUGCCGGCCCGUGGGAGAUGGAUGCUCUCACGACCACCACUGAUGUCAGCUCUCGUACCGACCGAUGGAGGGGACUAGCAGCAAUACCACACAUAGUCGACGUAUUCCGCUAGAGAAACGGAAGCGGACGGAAACAAGUUGUGACAAGUGCAAGACACGCAAACAAAAAUGCGAUCGGAUCGCCGGAAAGGAACGAUGCCGAUACUGUGAGAUUCACGGAAUCCCAUGUCAAACGACACAGCUACGCAAGAAACGGCUCUAUGGCAGUGCCGAGUCGUUGGGCGGUCGAUUGAUCUUGCUGGAGUCGCUGGUCAAAGGCCUCGUGCCAGAAGCGGAUCUGUCAAGCAAUGAUGAGAUGCAACGGUUGGGCAACUCAUUGGGGAUCCCGUUGCCCGUGGUGGAAGAGACGACGAGUGGCCAAUCCAAUGGAGAGGGCGAGAACAGCGCCAAUGCCAAUGCCAAAGCGGCCACCAGGGACGACGAGGACGAUGGAUUGUCUCUUCUCCCCGAUCAGCAGGGACAUGUCCAGUACAUUGGGCCCUCGAGCUCAUUCUCCUUCCACCUGCACCUUCGCCGGCUGAUUGGGAACAACCCGGCUCGUGAGUUUGAAAUGUUUGGGAAGAACGACGUGUCCGAGGAUGACGAGCCCGGCGAUGGAAGAGGCUCCCUCAUGAGUGACUAUCCUUCGCCAUCAGAUGCGGUGGGCGACAUUGAUGGGCCAGUCUUGGACUCCCUCAUUGAUGCCUAUUUCGAUCUGAUCCAUUCCGAUUUUCCUGUCUUGCAUGAGGCCUCCUUCCGGGAAACCUAUGAAAUGUGGUCAAGAUCAGAAUCAUCUACCGAUCCAGCCUGGCUCUGUGGAUUGCUCUGUGUGUUUAUAUUGGCCCGCCGAGUUUCCACCAUCACGAUUUCACUUGAAGCGGAAAAAAAGUGGUGGCGUCAUGUUCAAACCUUACUCCCUACUGUCUUUUUCACUUCAAAUUUAUAUACUGUGCAAACCCUCAUGCUGGCCGCCUUACAUCUCCACAACACAAGUCACCGGGAUGCCUGCUGGAAUAUUACUGGGACGGCCGUACGAAUCGCUUUUGCAAUUGGGUUGUAUCGUGACCAUGUGAAGCACAAUCAGAGUCCGCUUGGAAGGGAACUUAGAAAGCAAUUGUGGUGGACCAUGUAUGCCUUUGAGCAUAUGCAAGUAUCCUCCUACGACCGCCCCAGUGCCAUUGCAUACACCUUGAGCAUCGUGAGUCCUCCCAAUGAACGAAUUGUGGGUGUUGCUGGCCACUGCCCUCAAGACUUCAUGAAAUGGUCACAGCGGUUGGUUCUUCUACUUGGUUCUGCUUGUCGAGCCUUGAAUCCCACUGGCGCCGGUGCAUCAACAGUCGAAGAAACGCAUUCUGGCCCCCUGUCGCCGGCCGCUCAUUGCCUAAGGGAUCUAGACAAGUGGAGGGAAGCUUUGCCUGCUCACCUUAGACUCGAGGUAACCGACUCACUGGCCCCAUCUUCGCAACGUCCGCUCUUGCUGCUUCAUGUCCAGUAUUUCUACAUCAGAGUUUUGAUAGCCAGAGCGGCUCUAUUGCAUCGUGCCACAAAUUUGUCAAACCAUGCAUUAGCACCGCUUUCACAAAAUCUUCUCACAAUUUCAGAAAUCUGUAUUGACUCAGGGAGAUCACUAGCAUACAUAAUGCGGAAACUGGAUGAAAUCCACCAUUUCAAUGCCGUCACUUGGUGGGAUAUGUUUUAUACUGUUGCUGCGUCACUUGUUCUUGUCCUCGACGUUAUAUGUCAAGUAAAACAGGACAAGCCUCAGCAUCCAGCUGAUUCUCUGAAGCUUCUCCGGGACCUCGCAACCCUGACGGCCAGACAACUGCAAAAUCCCAAAGUACCAGGAUCUAUGCGUACUUGGGGGGUUAUCGUCGUCGAGGUAAGCUCUAAGGUCGAGCAAUUCGUAGCAAUGACAUUGUCUCGCACAAGCGGUGAUGCACAUUCUAUGGCAGCUUCUCACGAAACUUCUAUGCUCACAUCAAAUGAAGCAUUGGUACACAGCAGUGCAGUUCAUAAAGCCACUUAUGCCUACUUCAACUCACCCCGAGAAAAUGCACCACAGUUCUGGACGUUCGCUGAGGACUCGGACGGCCAUUUCCAGGAUUGGUGUUGGGAUGAUAUAGGAGCGAUGCUACGAGGAGACAACUCGGCCGUGUAAUGAAUGACACGAUGAAAUUAGGAUAUAAUACAACGAGAUUUCUUCUUUGAUUUCUCCAGUUCUACUUACCCUUUCUGAACCUCGUCUUUUACUGGUGUACCCACUAGUCUCUUGAAGUCCAACUCAGCUGCCUUCAAAUCUGCUGCUAAACCAUGCCACCAUAUCUUCGGCAACCUCUCGUUGGCAUCAUCUGUAACCUUCUGCAGAUCAUGACCGAAUUUAGGAUGUGUAAGGAAAUAUCCUUCUCCUACUACCUUGCUCUCUUGCACAAUACGCUGCGCACGUGGCCGUCGAAUGGAGUCGUAUACUUGGAAUGCGACAUCUAGUUCAUCUGGACUAUUGACGAGACCGAGAAGUUUGGAAAGUAUCAACGCGUCUUCAAGUCCUUGGCCAGCUCCCGCUGCUUGACUUGGACUGGAUGCAUGGGCUGAGUCACCUAGCAGGCAAAUUCUGCCUUUAUAAUAGGUCGGUGUAUCGGAAUGGUGGAAGAGGGGCCAUUUCAUAGGCUUUGCGUACUGCUUGACUGUUAGUAGAUGCGAAGGCCUUCGCAAUAUUCGUAGCCGGGCUAGCACUUACGUCCAUCAACUUCAAAAGCCUUUUGUCAAAUCCUUCUAAAUCGGCCAUCAUCGCUUCCCUCGUCACCUCCGUGGCGACUUGUUCACCUUGCCAUGGUUUCUUGUCUUCAACAAAGACUACUACGUUCAACUCUGCGCCUUUGGAAAUUUGAUACAUCGCUACACCUUUGGAUUCCAUCAUGAACCAUUCCGCAUUUUCCGCAUGUGUCCCCAGGAUUCCUUUCGCAUUUUCCAUUGACGUUAUAGCUCGAUAGACGUAUUCGUUGCAAUAUUUUGCUGGUACCUCCUCAGGAAAUCUUGACUCUAGGACUUCUCGUCUUGUCAUUCCUUUGAUUCCAUCACAUCCAAUGACCGCAUCGACCUUUAUUCUUUCCCCAUCCCCAAAUUCGAAUUCAACUUUUGUCGAACGCUCCUGGUUCAGUGAUACGACCCUCUUGUUGAAUUUGACUGUCCCUUCCGGAAUCAAACUCUUCAUGGUAUCCAAAAGUGCCUUUCUGUGCGCGCUACUUCGAGUGAAUUCUGGAUGGCCUACCGAACCUCCCGUCCACCCAGUGAGCGCGCCAAAUCCCUCUUCAGCGCCGAGAAUCUCAAUCUGUUCAUGUAUCUUUUCAGGUGCUUUGUUUCCCACUUUUACUUCGUCGUAUAGUUGCGCGAAUCUUUCGUCCAUUAAUUCUAUUGCCUUCAUGCUAUUUGGACCUAGUCCAAUGCCUGCGCCUAUCGCAUCGCUAUCACUUCAAAGUCAGCCUUGGGAUUUUCAUUUAGAUGUGUGUUCUAGAUUGCAGGGUGCAGUAUUUCAAAUGCAGUAGGGAGUAAUCCUAGCUGUAUGUGCGUUUGGGGGGUCUGACAGAGACAGAUAAAAUGUGAUAGCUUCUUACAAUCGAGCAGCGCCCUCGUAAACAGUACAUGGCACACCCACUUUCAACAGCCCGAUCGCGAGUGCUAAACCGCCGAUACCUGAGCCUACAAUGGCCAACGAUAAUGGAGGCGAGGGCUUUGCCAUUGCAGUUUCCAAAAUCAAAAUAGAACAAAAUACUAGGAAAUGGGAACGAGUGUGGUAACGGAUUCUCGGAAUUCAGCAUUGAUGAAGUAAGUUCCCUGGUGGCGGGCGUCCUUGAUACAGUAUUUCGACAGGGAAUGAAAUUCGGA